AUGCACAAGAUGGCAAACCAUAGGCAUGGACGUGAUGGAAAAGAAAAAAAUACAGACGGAGGAUCAUCAGUUGCAGAUCUAUUACUUCAUCCUGAGCUUCUGUCCAAUGACUUCAUCAAGUUGAUUUUACACGAGAGGAAUAUUCAGGUAGACAGUGAUGGCAAUCAAGACCAGCUAACGGAUCUCUAUAUGCGGCACGUCAUCCCUCUGCCUCAGCGCGAACUGCCAAACAGCCGCUGGGGGAAGAAGAUGCAGAAGACUAGAGUGGGACAGAGCUCCUACAGUCACAGCUCAACCAGGGAUCUAGGAAGGAAGAGGCCACUGAUUGUGUUUGACAGCAGCUCCACAGGAAGUGGUAAACUGAAAAAGCCUGACACCUCACCUGGGGUGACAGACCGCCUGAAGCCACCUCCAUCGAUGAAUCUGACCAAUCCUAUUCGCAAGCUUCCAGGCUCCUCAUCCAAUUCUUCGUCAUCAUCGUCUUCGUCAUCAUCAACAACAUCAACAACAACACCAACAACAACACCGCAAAGUCCCAGUGGCCUUCCAUUAUCAGGGCUUUCCAAUUCAGCCACGGCAAAAUUAAAGAGGCCCGGAGAGAGUGACUGCAGUCAGGGGGAGCUGAUGUCCCCUGAUGUGAAAAAGAAGAUCCAGCACGUGUCUUGGCCCUGACCCUGCACAGCGGUGCUGCCCCAGAUAGGAGCCUGCCCUGGGGCAGGAUGGAGAUGGGACAUGGACAGAUCACCUCCAGGUGGUAUCCGUCAGACAGACUCUAGCCACCAAAAAGAGUAUCAGUCUGGGAUUGUGUGGAGAUCUCAUGCCCUACAUGAUGCAUGUUCUCACGUCAGCCUGUCUGUCCUUAGAGAGUCAACACUCAGACCCACGCCUCAAAAGUGCACUCCAAAUGUCUUGAAAAAAUGUCCUGUGCACUUGCACAAGUCUCACGCUUCGUAUUGACUGAACUUGCCAGUUCGUCUUGAUGAGCACCAAGUCCAUAUAAAAGGACAUCAGUUAAAAAAUGAGUAGAUGAUGCUGUUCAGGAACCAGAGAAGCCUGCCCCUGUGGGAAUAUGGUGUCAAAAGUGGAACAACCUAUCCCGAAAAUGUUUGUGCCAGCGGUUUUAUUUUAUGAACUACGUAACCAUAGUGACAUCCCCUGUCGGUGUGGAUUUGCGUGUGUUGUCACAUGAUUUGACUUUUGAAUGUGUUUGUGCGCUUUGAGAGCAGAGUGCUUUUACUGAACCAUUUGACUGAUGUGGCAAAUGAUGACAGCUGUUAGGUCUUAUCGUGGGUAGUUUUUAGCUCCCUUGGCUGUCUUCACAAACUUGAGCUUCUUGUGUUGCAGGCGGUUUUAACUUUUAAUGCAGUUGGUUGGAUAAGAAUCGCACAGAAGGCUGACUUGAGCAAUGAUAAUUUGUUGGUUAAUUUUCUCUAAGGAUCGUGUUUCUUCCCGAGCCUGUGUGUUGAAUGCUCUAGAUCUAAGGGCUGCCAAGUGGGAAAAGAUACGUAUGCGCAAUUAACAGCUGCAAACACCACACAAUUGCAAAAAGAACCUGAGAAUAGAUCUCCUGGAACGAUAAAGUGUUGGUGUACUAUAUGAAGAGACCUCUUUCAAUUUUUCUAUCGCAAAAUCAGAUGGUGUUGAAGCAUUUUUUUGUGCAAUAAACUGACAAAAGGAU
Messenger RNA from Clupea harengus (Atlantic herring), 1678 nucleotides. It is a transcript of the gene tslig2, whose product is annotated as tRNA splicing ligase complex subunit 2. NCBI's taxonomy places the organism in Eukaryota, Metazoa, Chordata, Actinopteri, Clupeiformes, Clupeidae. The record is from RefSeq and is a predicted model, not a curated record. Gene Ontology annotation, cellular component: tRNA-splicing ligase complex. Gene Ontology annotation, biological process: embryonic morphogenesis.